GUCGACACUUUUACUUUCUUUUGAUGGCCAACAAAAACAGUAUCUGUUUCCAGUGCCUUUUGUGCGGCUUUUGGCCAAAAAGGUUUGGGUUAUUAAGUCAUUUUGAUGGUAAAACGAAAGAAGAAAAAUAAUGAUAAUUACCUUAAUGGAAAUGUUUUGACUGGCUUUUCAAUAUUGGGCGGUAUACAGCUGAUAAGUAAUGUAAUUUUAAUAACAUAGGUAUUGAUUGGCAGUUAUUGACGAAUUAAUUUUAAUUUAUAAAAUAAAACUUUCGCAAUUUCUAUUAUUUUUACACAUGUGACUAGGAAAUAAGACUAUUGUGUGUAAUACUUGUGUGUCAUGUGAAAUGAUAAAAACAGUUUUUUGGAGUUACGUCAGUUUUGUGUGAUAAGAUAAUUUGAACAUGGUUACAAUUGACAGUUGAUUACAUAUCCGACUCGAUGCUUCACUGUACUGCUACUCUUGAAAAGUUUCUUGUUUCCGACUGUUACGCCCUACGCAUCCGAAAUUUAGCCUCCCCCCUCGAGGCCCUCUUUCGUACCCAUAUUUAAUUAACUGGCCGAAAACGUAAAACACAAUCGAAAUGUAAACAAAAGAAGCUAACACGUCACAGUACGCAAUGUUGUUGUCUGAUCGAAAGUUUUUCGUAUUUCGGCAUUCUUUUUUAUUAUUUUUUUUAGUUGCUGCAGGGCCUUUGCAGAAGUUCGUUGAUGUGGUUUUUGUAACCGGCGCGCUGGCCUGAACCAUUGACAGUCUUCGAAUUGGUCUUCAGUUGGGUUCGCGUCGCGUUGCGUAGAGGUUGAGGUUGAAUUUCCGAGAGAGUCGCUUCCGUGAAAGUGAAACCAUCCGAAAUUAGUGGCCAAAUCAAGAUGCGGUGCAGCCUGAGGAUGCGGCUGAUCCUGCUUUUGGGGCUCUGUGUGUUCAUCUGCAGGACUCAGGGCCAGCUGAUUGGCGGCGAGGAGGACGAAGAGGACGAGGAGGAGGAGGAAGAGGAGGAGGAGAGCGUCGAGGACGAAACGCUGGAGGAGCGACUGCAGCGCAAGAACAUCAAGCAGGACUCGACCCUCAGCGUGGACAAAUUAAUCGCCAAGUACGGCUACGAGGCGGAGGUGCAUCAUGUGACCACCGAGGACGGAUACAUCCUCACCAUGCACCGCAUCCGCAAGCAGGGCGCCCCGCCCUUCCUCCUCCAGCACGGACUCGUGGACAGCUCGGCGGGAUUUGUGGUAAUGGGUCCCAACGUGAGCCUGGCCUACUUGCUGGCCGACCACAACUACGAUGUUUGGCUGGGGAACGCGCGGGGCAACCGCUACUCGAGGAACCACACCACCCUCGACCCGGAUGAGUCCAAGUUCUGGGACUUCAGUUGGCACGAGAUCGGCAUGUACGACCUGCCCGCGAUGAUUGAUCAUGUGCUGAAGGUCACCGGGUUCCCGAAGCUGCACUACGCCGGCCACUCGCAGGGCUGCACCUCCUUCUUCGUGAUGUGCUCCAUGCGGCCCGCCUAUAACGCCAAGGUCGUCUCCAUGCAGGCCCUGGCCCCCGCCGUUUACGCCAAGGAGACCGAGGACCACCCCUACAUCAGGGCCAUCAGCCUGUACUUUAAUAGCCUGGUAGGCAGCUCGAUCAGGGAGAUGUUCAACGGGGAGUUCCGCUUCCUGUGUCGCAUGACUGAGGAGACCGAGCGCCUGUGCAUCGAGGCUGUGUUUGGUAUCGUGGGUCGCAACUGGAACGAGUUCAAUAGGAAAAUGUUCCCCGUAAUCCUGGGUCACUAUCCGGCCGGAGUGGCUGCCAAGCAGGUGAAGCACUUCAUCCAGAUCAUCAAGAGCGGCCGAUUUGCGCCGUACAGCUACAGUUCGAAUAAGAACAUGCAGCUGUACAGGGACCACCUGCCCCCGCGUUAUAACCUGAGUCAGGUGACCGUGCCCACCUUCGUGUAUUACUCCACGAAUGAUCUGCUGUGCCACCCCAAAGAUGUAGAGUCCAUGUGCGAUGACUUGGGCAACGUGACGGGGAAGUACUUGGUGCCGCAGAAGGAGUUCAACCACAUGGACUUCCUCUGGGCCAUCGAUGUGCGGAAAAUGCUCUACCGGCGUAUGUUGCAGGUCCUUGGAAAACUGCCUGAGGACAAGCAUGAAGAGGCUAAUCGAUCCAGGCGAUCAGUUCGUGGCAGAGCGAUACUAUCUUAAGUACCUGAAAAUGUUUGAAAAUGUUUCUCUCAUAUAUUUAAGUAUUUAUUUAACCAAUAAUUAUAAUUAGUACAUUACACUAUAGGAUUUGUUUUUAUAGAAUUGGGAGGAGAAAUUAUAUUUGUAUUAAAAUACAGAAACCUUUUGACACCAAAUUUCAUAUUUAUUUAUUUAUUUGCUCUUCGCUGCACUUUGCUUUAAAUAUGGAAAGGAUGCCCCUAUUUGCAUAGCAUUUCAAAUUUUCAAGUAUACAUGGGGAACUUGAGCGGAAACGGAAGUCAAGUGUUUCUUUCGCCCCACAAAAGCCGUAACAGAUUUUGCAUCAGCAUCAGCCAGCUGGCGGGCCAAGAUACAUGCAUUUGUAAGCAGAUUUCCUGCGAGCACAAUUUUCCAUUUUCCCCAGCGACUGCUAGUGGGCCAACAGCUGACACCGGGGCUAAGAAGCUGCCGCUUUUCCUGCUUUUUCCGUCCCCAUUUAUAUUUUCUUGGCUUUUUCGGCCCACAUUGUCUAGCCAUUUGCAUUUCUGUGGAGCUCAGCUCCGCACAUCUGCGCUUUUCCUGAUACACCAGCAGCCAAGUUAAGUGAAAAACUGUGUCUAAGUUGGCGACAACGGGGUGGCACGUUGCCCAGAUCGACCCAACUUGAAAG
Molecule: messenger RNA, 2838 nt
Organism: Drosophila suzukii
Lineage: Eukaryota; Metazoa; Arthropoda; Insecta; Diptera; Drosophilidae
Gene: Lip1
Product: Lipase 1
Biological process (GO): lipid metabolic process
Molecular function (GO): hydrolase activity, acting on ester bonds
Source: RefSeq, a predicted model, not a curated record